GGAAAAUAAGAGGGGAACUGAGGUGUCGAGGGCUUGAACCCAGGAAAGUAAUUUCGUGAUUUGAAGGAAAAGCAGGGAUGUUUCUAUAAAUGGCUGCAAGUUGCCCCCUUUUGUUUUUCCCCUCCGUUUCCACUCAUCUUGUACUUGCAGUUGAGAGAGAAAAUAGUUAAGAGAGAAAGAGAGAGAAAUUCCAAAGACUCCAAGCGGACUCUUAAGACCUUGCAACAGAGAGCCAAAAAAAAAAAAGAAAAGAAAAUUAGAAAAAAGGAAUAUUACAAAAGAGAUGAAGAACUGCGAACUGUGCAAAGGUCUGGCUAGGACCUACUGCGAAUCGGAUCAGGCGAGCCUAUGCUGGACCUGCGACGUUAAGGUCCAUGGAGCAAACUUCCUGGUGGCUAGACAUACCAGGAGCGUUCUCUGCCACGCCUGUCAGGCUCCGACGCCAUGGAAAGCUUCCGGUGCCGAACUCGGCGUUACAGUUUCGGUUUGCGAAAACUGCGUUGUCGGAGUCAGAAAUAGAGGUCAACAGGAAGAGAGCCAAGGAGGCAAUGAAGAUGAGAUUGACACUGGAGACGAUGAUGAUGAUGAUGAUGAUCUAAAUGGAGACGAUGACGAUGAUGAUGAUGUUGAUGGUGCUGAUGAUGGGGAAGAGGAUGAAGAAGAGGCGGUUGGUGAUGGUGACGAUGAUGAUGAAGAAGACGCGGAUAAUCAGGUGGUGCCGUGGUCUUCCACUUCGACGCCGCCUCCACCGGCUGCAAGCUCUUCGAGUAGCGAAGAGUCCGUGAGCAGGUUUAACAAUGGCGGUGGCGAAGUUUCUGAAACAGCUCAAGUGUUUUCUUUGAAGCGAUUGCGAGAGACCGAUCUUCUUCCACCUCAGGAAGAUCUCGGUCGUUCAUCUUCGCAACGGAGAUAUUCGUCUGGAACUGACGGCGAAGCAACCACUCCUUUAGACUACACGAUGACGAGGCCCUUGAAAGACCGUAGAACCGGAACGGAUCGGCCCGGUCAAGCCCAAACCGGUUUGCGAGCUCCGACUGUUGUUGACUCGCUAAAGAGAUUUCACCGGCAAGAUAACGGAGAACUGAGCAGACAAUCUGGAGCCAUUGAUCUUAAUUCUCCGGCGUCUCCAAACCGUUCGAUCUGAGUCAGUGAAGCUUUGCUAUUGAGUCUAGAAAAGACUUGACACCGUCCAAUUGAUGUAUGGAGCGUGAUCACCAAUUCUAAAAAUGGCAGGUGUCAGAAGAAUGCCAUGGCUAACCUUAAGGCACGCAAGUCUAUCAUAAAGCUCUAGGUGGGGGGACCUCUGGUAAUGCAUGUGGACGGAGGUCGUCUCUGUAACACUACUACUAUUGUGAUAUUUUACAAUGCGUGUCAUCCCUUGUAGCCUUAUAUCCCAGUGAGUCAUCCAACCAGUUAUGGGAAUACUGUGCUUGUUUCAUUUGCCACACUUUUUCCUGCACCUCUCUGGUCUAUUAUGGAGACUGAAUGGUUUUUUAUGGUAGCUACUUCAGCUAGUGGAUUACUUUUUCUUAGACUGGUUGAUUAUACGGAUUAGCUUUGGCUUAUUAAGCAGAUAAACAUUAAUUGUUGAUAAGAUGAAUCCUGAUUGGGUUCUUCA
Messenger RNA from Ziziphus jujuba (common jujube), 1618 nucleotides. Its product is annotated as ATP-dependent RNA helicase DRS1. Gene Ontology annotation, molecular function: zinc ion binding. The transcript has 3 exons. NCBI's taxonomy places the organism in Eukaryota, Viridiplantae, Streptophyta, Magnoliopsida, Rosales, Rhamnaceae. The coding region runs from base 284 to 1144 and encodes 286 amino acids. The record is from RefSeq and is a predicted model, not a curated record.